This is a messenger RNA of Hylaeus volcanicus, 6875 nucleotides long. RefSeq names its product sodium leak channel NALCN (gene na). The record is from RefSeq and is a predicted model, not a curated record. Gene Ontology annotation, cellular component: membrane. The coding region runs from base 229 to 5460 and encodes 1743 amino acids. Gene Ontology annotation, biological process: monoatomic ion transport; transmembrane transport. The transcript is spliced from 29 exons. Gene Ontology annotation, molecular function: monoatomic cation channel activity. NCBI's taxonomy places the organism in Eukaryota, Metazoa, Arthropoda, Insecta, Hymenoptera, Colletidae.
GCUCAUGCUCAUUCAGCUUUCGCUAUCGCUGGAAAGCUCGGAACUCGAUCAAAAAAUGUUCACCGCCAUGCCACCAGCUUGUUGUUACUGCUAAGAUGUUUAUUAAACGUUAAGUUCUAUCGUUGUUUUAUACUGAGAUGUAGUCUAUAUGAAUUGCCGUAAAGGCAAUCUUUGUCGUCGUCCAACUGUUAAACAAAAGGCCUCACCAUUGCGAACAUAAUACCUAUUAUGAUGCUGGGGCGCAAGCAGAGCCUCAAGGGGGAACCCGUCUUGGCCGAUUACGGGCCAGAGGAGUCCCUCAAUGAGAGCGCUGACAUAGAGUGGGUGAAUAAGCUGUGGGUUAGGAGGUUGAUGAGGUUCUGCGCCCUGGUAUCAUUAACUUCAGUCUGCUUGAAUACUCCAAAGACUUUUGAAAAAAUUCCGCCUCUUCAGUAUGUUACCUUCAUUUGCGAUUUAGUCGUCACGUUCUUAUUUACCGCUGAAAUGAUUGCCAAGAUGCAUAUCAGAGGUAUACUGAAGAGGGACAAAUCUUACUUGAAAGAUCAUUGGUGCCAAUUCGAUGGGAGUAUGGUGGUCUUCCUCUGGUUGUCCGUAAUUUUACAAAUGUUCGAAAUGCUGGGCUUCGUUUUAAAAUUUAGUUACGUUUCGAUACUACGAGCACCACGACCCUUAAUUAUGAUACGCUUCCUAAGAGUCUUCCUUAAGUUCUCCAUGCCCAAAGCUAGGAUUAAUCUAAUUUUCAAACGCUCGAGCCAACAAAUAUACAACGUGACCCUCUUCUUUCUUUUCUUCAUGUCUCUCUACGGUCUUCUAGGCGUCCAGUUCUUCGGUGAAUUGAAAAACCAUUGUGUUCUUAACACCACCGAUCCAAAACGCAUUACUAUAAACAGUUUAGCGAUUCCUGAUACUUUCUGUUCGACUGAUCCUGAAUCUGGAUACCAAUGUCCAGAGGGGAUGACCUGUAUGAAGCUCGAGUUAUCCAAGUACAUCAUGGGUUUCAAUGGUUUCGACGAGUUUGCUACGAGUAUUUUCACUGUUUAUCAAGCCGCGUCGCAAGAAGGAUGGGUUUUCAUCAUGUACCGUGCGAUAGACAGUCUACCCGCUUGGCGUCCAGUUCUCUACUUCAGUACAAUGAUAUUUUUCUUAGCUUGGCUCGUGAAGAAUGUCUUCAUCGCAGUUAUCACAGAGACGUUUAACGAAAUACGAGUACAAUUCCAGCAGAUGUGGGGCGUGAGGGGACACAUCAGCAACAGCACUGCGUCACAAAUACUGACGGGUGACGAUAACGGUUGGAAAUUGGUAACUCUAGAUGAAAAUAAACACGGAGGAUUGGCCUCUCCCGUGUGUCACGCCGUCCUGAGAUCUCCUCAUUUUCGCAUGGUAGUGAUGUGCGCGAUUCUGGCGAACGGCAUCACCACCGCGACGAUGAGCUUCAAACACGACGAAAAACCAAGGCACACGUAUUACGACAAGUAUUACUAUGCCGAGAUCGCGUUCACGACAUUCUUGGACCUCGAAACGUUAUUCAAAAUUUGGUGCCUCGGAUUCCGCAGUUAUUACAAGCAUUCGAUUCACAAAUUCGAGCUGCUGCUGGCAAUUGGUACAACCAUACACAUCAUUCCGUUCUUCUAUCUUUCUGGAUUCACGUAUUUUCAGGUUCUCAGGGUAGUCAGACUCAUCAAAGCAUCCCCGAUGUUGGAGGACUUCGUGUAUAAGAUAUUCGGACCUGGAAAGAAAUUGGGAAGCCUCAUAAUUUUUACCAUGUGUCUACUCGUGAUAUCGUCUAGCAUAUCUAUGCAGCUCUUCUGUUUUCUCUGCGACUUUACAAAAUUUGAGACCUUCCCGGAGGCGUUCAUGUCUAUGUUUCAAAUCCUGACGCAAGAAGCUUGGGUCGACGUAAUGGAUGAAACAAUGCUCAGAACACAUGAGACAAUGGGCCCUUUCGUUGCCGUAUACUUCAUUUUAUACCAUCUAUUCGUCACAUUGAUCGUGUUAAGUCUGUUCGUUGCAGUCAUCUUGGAUAAUCUUGAACUGGACGAGGAUAUCAAAAAAUUGAAACAAUUAAAGUUCCGCGAGCAAAGCGCAGAGAUAAAAGAAACCCUACCAUUCAGAUUGAGAAUUUUUGAGAAGUUCCCUGAUAGUCCUCAGAUGACAUGCUUGCACAAAGUACCGUCAGACUUCAGUCUUCCGAAGGUGCGCGAAAGCUUCAUGCGACAAUUUGUAUUCGAAAUGGAAAACGAGGAAAACGAAGGGGCGAAAAAAAUUAACGAAACGUUUGAUUCGAAAAUGAUAUACAGAAAACAACGGCCAGUAAAGAUUUUAAAUAAUCCACCGAAAGUAAGGAACGUUGUCACUAAUCUUAAAAAAGCGGCUGUUAGUUACAUUAUAAACGACUCCAAUAAUCAGAGGCUCCUAUUAGGCGAUUCUGCUAUGAUACCAGUACCAGGAAAAGGUCUUUUGAAGCCACAAGGUACCGUUAACAGUGCCAAGCAACUGCGCAUCGAUCAGAAAAAGUCGAUCAGAAGAAGCGUUCGCAGCGGAUCGAUCAAGUUAAAGCAAACGUACGAACAUCUGAUGGAAAACGGUGAUAUCGGAGGUAUAAACAGAGUCAGUUCUUCCCGCAGUAGACCACAUGAUUUGGAUAUUAAAUUGCUACAAGCCAAAAGGCAGCAAGCGGAGAUGCGAAGAAAUCAACGCGAGGAGGACUUGCGCGAAAAUCACCCAUUUUUCGAUACUCCGCUGUUCGCGGUGCCGCGUGAGAGUAAAUUUCGCAAAAUUUGUCAGUCUCUCGUUUACGCGAGGUACGACACGAACGUGAAAGAUCCUUUAACUGGAAAAGAAAGAAAAGUUCAGUAUAAAAGCCUACACAACUUCCUUGGCUUGGUCACGUACCUUGAUUGGGUAAUGAUCCUUGCUACGACGAUGUCUUGCAUCUCCAUGAUGUUCGAAACGCCUCGUUAUCGUGUGAUGGAAGUACCGGCAUUGCAAAUCGCCGAGUACGGUUUCGUUAUCUUCAUGAGUAUCGAGCUAGCGCUUAAGAUUUUGGCGGAUGGAUUGUUUUUCACGCCGAAGGCCUACAUCAAAGAUGUUGCCUCUGUCCUGGACGUUUUUAUCUACGUCGUCAGUCUUGUAUUUCUUUGCUGGAUGCCGAAGAGCGUGCCAGCGAAUUCUGGCGCGCAGCUUCUCAUGAUUCUACGAUGCGUCAGACCGUUGAGGAUCUUCACUCUUGUACCGCACAUGAGAAAGGUCGUUUACGAGUUGUGUAGGGGCUUCAAAGAGAUCUUACUGGUGUCUACUCUGUUGAUCCUAUUGAUGUUCAUAUUUGCGAGUUACGGUGUACAGCUUUACGGGGGUAGAUUGGCUCGGUGCAACGAUCCGACCAUCUUGAAACGGGAGAAUUGCGUUGGUGUAUUCAUGCGGCGAGUAUUCGUAACAAAAAUGAAACUACGACCGGGCCAAAAUGAGAGCUACCCGUCUAUAUUGGUACCACGCGUUUGGGCCAAUCCUAGGCGGUUUAACUUCGACCAUAUCGGUGACGCACUGAUGGCGCUUUUCGAAGUACUCUCAUUUAAAGGGUGGCUAGACGUUAGAGACGUUCUUAUCAAAGCACUCGGGCCCGUCCACGCUAUCUAUAUCCACAUCUAUAUAUUUUUGGGUUGCAUGAUUGGUUUGACUUUGUUCGUUGGUGUCGUAAUCGCCAAUUACUCUGAAAACAAAGGAACCGCGUUACUCACAGUCGAUCAAAGACGAUGGUGCGAUUUAAAGAAGCGACUGAAAAUCGCUCAACCGUUGCACUUGCCACCCAGACCAGAUGGGAAGAAAUUCCGAGCCUUUAUCUAUGACAUCACUCAGAAUAUAUAUUUUAAAAGAUUCAUCGCGGUUAUGGUACUCAUAAACAGUGCUCUUCUGUGCGUUUCUUGGAGAAUCGAGGAAGAACACACGGAAGCGCUCGCUACGGUUUCCACGAUUCUGACACUGAUCUUCCUCGUGGAAGUGAUCAUGAAAAAUAUUGCUUUUACACCACGUGGCUAUUGGCAGUCCAGAAGAAACAGAUAUGAUUUGCUCGUGACAGUUGUGGGUGUUAUUUGGAUCGUCAUUCAUUGUACAAUGAAGAACGAUUCGUCGUACCUAAUCGGCUUUAUGGUCGUGAUCCUUAGAUUCUUCACCAUCACUGGCAAACAUACAACUCUGAAAAUGUUGAUGUUGACAGUCGGAGUGUCCGUUUGCAAAAGUUUCUUUAUUAUAUUUGGCAUGUUUCUCCUUGUUUUCUUUUACGCCCUAGCAGGCACGAUCAUUUUUGGAACAGUAAAGUAUGGCGAAGGUAUAGGAAGGCGUGCCAAUUUUGAAUCGCCCGUGACUGGCGUUGCUAUGCUCUUUCGUAUCGUCACUGGAGAGGAUUGGAAUAAGAUAAUGCACGAUUGCAUGAUACAACCGCCGUAUUGCACUCCGGCUGCUAAUUAUUGGGAGACCGAUUGCGGGAAUUUUCAUGCUUCCUUAAUUUAUUUUUGUACUUUUUACGUCAUUAUCACUUACAUUGUUUUAAAUCUUCUGGUGGCUAUUAUCAUGGAGAACUUUUCUCUAUUUUAUUCGAACGAGGAAGACGCGUUAUUGUCGUACGCCGACAUUAGAAAUUUCCAAAACACCUGGAACGUCGUCGACAAUCACCAAAAGGGUGUCAUACCGGUGAAACGGGUAAAGUUUAUCUUACGGCUGUUGAAAGGCCGACUAGAGACAGAUCCACAAAAGGAUCGGCUGCUCUUCAAGCAUAUGUGUUACGAGCUGGAGAAGUUGAACAAUGGCGAAGAAGUUACUUUCCACGAUGUUAUUAAUAUGUUGUCGUAUCGCUCGGUCGAUAUACGGAAAGCUCUUCAACUCGAGGAACUACUGGCAAGGGAGGAGUUCGAGUACAUCAUCGAAGAAGAAGUCGCUAAACAAACGAUAAGAAAUUGGUUAGAGGGUUGUCUGAAAAAAAUUCGAGCGAGUGGGAAGCAGCAAAAUAGUCUCGUUGCUGGUCUUCGUGCGAACACUGACCAACCCAUACAACAACAAGAGCAUACGGAAGAGAAAAGAAAGGAAGCAGACAAAGAAGAAGAAACUGAAACAAAGGACACGGACGGAUCUAAGCACAAAGUUAAGAAACCACCAGCUCUCCCAAGAUCUGAGAGUAUAGGCAGUGGAUCUGGAAGGAAAUAUUUGACUCCAACUCUGUCGGAUCCUGCGUCGAUUAGGUCUGAAAAAGACAAGAAUGUAGCACCUAAGAAAAGAAACAAUAGACCACCACCGAUGGCGAAAAAUAAUUUGCCACAUCUCACAGAAAGUUCCGAGCAGAGCAGACAACAGAGGGAAGCUUUCAAUGCAAAGACAACCGCGCCGAAACCUUCCAGCGUUAUACUGGAAGUUCGCGAAUGGUGGAAAGAGCAGUUGGCGUAUAGCAGUGAGUCCAGCGAGGACGAGGUUUAAAUAAUGUUCAUAUUUUAUAACUUGUAUAAAUGGAAAGCAUGGGUAUAAAAAAUGGAGCACAUGCUUUUAACAAUCGACAUAAAGAUAUAUGUAAAUGAAUCAAAUUUGAAAGGGAUGCAAAUACGAAUUAUGUUUUAAUGUUUCUCGCAUGUGCUUCGUUCUUAUUUAUACGCAUACGUUUAACAUUGACGAAUUAAGUUUGCUGAAACGACAGUUAAGUGAACAAGGUGUGCCUGAAAUACCUAUGUUAAAGAGCCAAGGAAAGAGAAGGUGUGAUUCCUGUAAUGCAAUUAAAAAUUCCAAAAGAUAACUAUCUUCUUGAUUGUAUAAUUUUUUAGUAUCGCUGCGUAAUCUUACGAUGCGCAGAGAUACAUUUACCGAUUUGUGCUUAACUGUUCGCUUUGUUAACUUCUAAUAAAAUGUAUGAAUAAUUUUAUUAUCACGCGAGGAAAUAGUAUCGUAUCAGUUUGUGUUUUUUAGUACAGACGCCGUUAAUUUUGUUCCCUCAUAUCUCAGCUUGCUAACGCAAAUACUCAGGUUCUAUAUAGAUUAAUGUUUUGUAGAUUGUACAGCGUGUUUUUAGAUAAAUUAAAAAUAAUUUGUUACUUGUGUUACAUAUAUUUUGUGUCAUUUGUUGGUGUUGAAGUGUGGAAUUUGUAGAAAAUUAUAGAACUAGGUACGGUAGAUUUUGUACAAUAAAAAAUGUUAAAUCAUGGAAGUGCUAAUUAAAAUGAAUCAAACUGACGUUGUCGAUGACAACUACUAGUACAAGAAACAAAAAUGACAAUUUCUUCUGUAAUGGAAAUAAUUCGGUUGUCGAAAGUUUGAUCGAUCUAUGUAAAUGAAAACAAUUAAAUGUGGUACGAGUUUGUUUGUUUAUAACAGAAACAUUACGUCCCGAAGGCCUGUAUUAUAACGAUAAGAACGUAGCGACUUUAAUACCGGCAGUGUAAAGCUUUUACAUCUGUUUGUAAAUGUGUAGUGUUUUUGUUAUGGGCAUAGAUAUAGUGAAACCUUUGAUACACUCAACGAUAAUAAUUUACUCAUACAAAUUAUUCGUAUAAAAAAGAAAACAUCAAAUCAUAACAUCGUCAACAUAUUAUUUCAAUCAAGCGUCACCGAGCGUACGAGUACAAGUGAACAGAAUUUCAUUCUUAAACGGAUAUGAAGAUUAAUAAUUUCAUUCAAAAAUAAGUUCAAACGGAUCACCAAAGUAGCGAUAGCUAAUAGAGGCUGUAGACGAUGUUACAAAAUUAAGCAUUUUUUUAACGAAAAGAAAGUGCAGAUAGAACAAAUUACGUGUAAAAAAAAAGAUGCCUAAAUAUUAGAUAUAUACUUAAACGAGACAACACAACUAUUUAUAUCUAUGUGAUAUGAGUUGAUUUUAUAUACAUAUAUAUAUAUAUAUAUAUACA